AUGGCGGGUCUGACUCUUGGGCUGAUGUCGCUUGGCCUUGUGGACCUUGAAGUGCUCAGAAAAUCUGGGCAGCCCCAGGAUCGUAAACAUGCCUCUAAAAUACUUCCCGUGGUGAAAAACCAGCAUCUUUUGCUUUGCACACUCUUGAUUGGGAACUCUUUAGCUAUGGAGUCACUUCCCAUUUUCUUGGACAAGCUCGUGCCUCCAUGGGCCGCUGUUCUGGUAUCGGUCACACUCAUUCUCAUGUUUGGAGAGAUAUUGCCUCAAGCAAUCUGUACUCGCUAUGGAUUAACCGUUGGAGCUACUGUGGCGCCCUUUGUCCGCCUUCUUCUUUGGUUGUUCUUCCCAAUUGCUUAUCCAAUUAGUAAGUUUCUUGAUUGGAUGCUGGGUAAGGGUCAUGCUGCGUUAUUGCGUAGGGCCGAGCUGAAAACUUUUGUUGAUUUUCAUGGAAAUGAGGCUGGAAAAGGUGGAGAUUUGACGCAUGACGAGACCACAAUAAUUGCUGGGGCAUUGGAAUUAACUGAGAAGACUGCAAAAGAUGCAAUGACCCCUAUAUCCAAGGCAUUUUCCAUUGAUCUGGAUGGGAAUCUUAAUUUGGAGACAUUGAAUGCCAUCAUGACUAUGGGCCACAGUAGAGUUCCUGUUUACUACAAAAACCCAAAUAAUAUCAUUGGGCUCAUAUUGGUCAAAAAUCUUCUGGCGGUUGACCCGAGUGAUUCAGUUCCUCUCAGAAAAAUGUUGAUACGAAAAAUCCCUCGUGUCUCGGAAAACAUGCCCCUCUAUGAUAUUUUGAAUGAAUUCCAAAAGGGCCACAGCCACAUUGCCGUUGUGUAUAAGGACUCGAACGAAACAAAAGAGUCGUUGCAAAAAGCCAAAGAAGAUUAUCAAAAUUUUGCUAUAAAACCAGACGAGAGCUUAGUGAAGAAAAACCAGCCGGCUUUCAAGAAGAAACACAGAGGUUGUUCAUUUUGCAUUCUGGAUUUGGACACGUCUCCAAUUCCAGAGAUUCCGCCUGAUCAAGUGGCUGUAGGUGUUAUAUCCAUGGAGGAUGUCAUUGAGGAGCUUCUUCAGGAGGAGAUACUGGAUGAAACGGAUGAAUAUGUGAACAUACACAACAGGAUAAAGAUAAACAUGAUUGGUUCUCAGGAUAAUAAGGCUCCUGAAUCGGACUCGACUCAAUCUAUAGCUGCAGCUUCUCAAUUAAUUGCUUAG
Messenger RNA from Striga hermonthica, 1212 nucleotides. Lineage: Eukaryota; Viridiplantae; Streptophyta; Magnoliopsida; Lamiales; Orobanchaceae. The record is from the annotation of a GenBank genome assembly.